ACAUGAAAAUACAUAAAUUAAUAGAAUUACAGGAAUAUCAGAGAAGAAAGCGUUACAUAUAUUUACCCGGAUUUGUUUUCAUCAGGAAUGUCACAGUAUAACAUGAAAAUUCGGAGUCGUAUGUAGACAGCGCCAGGUGUGUCGACCGGUUUCAUCCUCACGUUUCUUAUGAAAGUACAUACAAAUUAAGAAUAAUAAUAAAUAACAACAAAUUUUCGCAUGCACGAUGACUACAUUAAGCGGAUUUAUAGAAUUCUUCCAAAAAGGAAAGACAUUUAGGCCGAAGAAAAAGUUUGCUCAUGGAACAUUACGAUAUUCUUUACACAAGCAAGCUCAAGCUUCUCUUAAUUCUGGGAUUAAUCUAAGAUCUGUUGUUAAAUUACCUCCUGGAGAAGAUUUAAAUGAUUGGAUCGCCGUCCAUGUUGUAGACUUUUUUAAUAGAAUAAAUCUUAUAUAUGGUACUGUAUCUGAAUACUGUGACUCAGCAUCUUGUCCAACGAUGAGCGGUGGAGCGCGUUUUGAAUACUUAUGGGCAGAUGGUGAAAAAUAUAAAAAGCCAACAGCGUUACCAGCGCCGCAAUAUGUUACCCUUCUUAUGGAUUGGAUUGAAGCUCAAAUAAAUAACGAAGCAGUUUUCCCAGUAUCAACAGAUGUGCCAUUUCCCAAAACAUUUGUACCACUAUGUAGAAAAAUCUUGACACGCCUUUUUAGAGUUUUUGUUCAUGUGUAUAUCCAUCAUUUUGAUCGCAUUGUAGCAAUAGGAGCAGAAGCACAUGUUAACACAUGUUACAAGCAUUUCUAUUAUUUUGUAACAGAAUUUGAUUUAAUUAAUCCUAAAGAAUUAGAACCAUUAGCCGAAAUGACUGCCAAAGUCUGUAAAGACAGUGCUUCCCCCACUCAAAGCACAGCCCCAUCAAGCAAUCAAGGUAGAUAGUCAUUUUACAGUCACAUUUGACAAAACUAACAAUUGCCAUUUUUAGUAAAAUAAAAUCUCUAGCGAGACAGCGAAA
Messenger RNA from Pogonomyrmex barbatus (red harvester ant), 1010 nucleotides. It is a transcript of the gene Mob3, whose product is annotated as MOB kinase activator 3. The record is from RefSeq and is a predicted model, not a curated record. NCBI's taxonomy places the organism in Eukaryota, Metazoa, Arthropoda, Insecta, Hymenoptera, Formicidae.